UCUCCCUUCGCACUUUCCCGCCUAGGCCGCGAGUAGUCUCAUCAACUCCAACAACCACCCGCCGUCGACAACCACCACCACCCCCUCCCUUCAUUCUUUUCAGUCUCCUUCGUCCCAGCAGCCAAUAUGUCGGAGACGAAGCAGUUUGGAAAGGGCCAGAGGACCGUGCCGGCUCAGAAGGCCCAGAAAUGGUACCCCGUUGAUGACGAGUCGCAGCCCAAGAAAGUCCGCAAGGCUGUUCGUCCCACCAAGCUCCGGGAGAGCCUUCAGCCCGGUACUAUCCUGAUCCUCCUCGCCGGUCGCUUCCGUGGCAAGCGUGUUGUCCUCCUCAAGCACCUUGAACAGGGUGUUCUCCUCGUCACCGGUCCCUUCAAGAUCAACGGUGUUCCUCUCCGCCGUGUCAACGCCCGCUAUGUGAUCGCCACCAGCACCCGCAUCGACAUCAGCGGCGUCGACGCUCAGACCGUCGAGAAGGUCUCCACUCCCGACUACUUCACCAAGGAGAAGAAGGCCGAGAAGAAGACCGAGGAGGCUUUCUUCAAGCAGGGAGAGAAGCCCGAGAAGAAGGUUGCCAGCGCCCGCGCCAGCGACCAGAAGGCCAUUGACCAGUCCAUCCUGGCCUCCGUCAAGAAGGAGAACUUCCUUGGCAGCUACCUCGCCAGCACUUUCAGCCUCCGCAACGGUGACAAGCCCCACGAGAUGAAGUGGUAAACGUGCGACGCGGCGGCCGCGGGUUCGGUAGUUAUUGUGGAGGAAUUCAUGUGAGGGGCGGCUUGAAUGCGGAUUGGCAUUCCCAAUGUGGGAAGCGCUUGCAGCGCAGGAGGAACAGCUCAUGAAAUAUGUAACUCGAGUCGGGCUCCGUCUUUGCUCCUUAGGAUUACGGUCAAUUCGGAAAACCGGUUGUUAUUUCUGUUUCACGAUCAGUCUCUCCUGCGUCGCCAAUUCGCAGGACCUAUAAAUGAGCC
Molecule: messenger RNA, 965 nt
Organism: Aspergillus pseudonomiae
Lineage: Eukaryota; Fungi; Ascomycota; Eurotiomycetes; Eurotiales; Aspergillaceae
Product: 60S ribosomal protein eL6
Exons: 3
Coding region: 127-711 (194 amino acids)
Biological process (GO): ribosomal large subunit assembly; cytoplasmic translation
Cellular component (GO): ribosome; cytosolic large ribosomal subunit
Molecular function (GO): structural constituent of ribosome; RNA binding
Source: RefSeq, a predicted model, not a curated record